Aureobasidium namibiae CBS 147.97 is the source of this 1479-nucleotide messenger RNA. RefSeq names its product putative amino acid transporter. Lineage: Eukaryota; Fungi; Ascomycota; Dothideomycetes; Dothideales; Saccotheciaceae. Gene Ontology annotation, molecular function: L-serine transmembrane transporter activity; L-glutamate transmembrane transporter activity; L-lysine transmembrane transporter activity. The coding region runs from base 1 to 1479 and encodes 492 amino acids. The transcript is spliced from 3 exons. Gene Ontology annotation, biological process: amino acid transmembrane transport. The record is from RefSeq and is a predicted model, not a curated record. Gene Ontology annotation, cellular component: fungal-type vacuole membrane.
AUGACUAGCUACGCCUCAAUCCGCUCGCCGCCCAGCGACUCGUCGUCCCGUCCCAACAGCACCGCCAGCAUGUCGCGCCGUCCGCGCCGCAAAGAGAACCGUGUCCACGGCCACGCUUCCUGGACCAGCAGUGUCAUCAACCUGGUCAACACCAUAGUCGGUGCCGGCGUGCUGGCCAUGCCCUCGGCCCUGUCCAACAUGGGCAUCCUGCUCGGAAUCCUUGUCAUCGUCUGGUCUGGUCUCGCUUCAGGCUUCGGUCUCUACCUUCAAACAAGAUGCGCGAGAUACCUGGAUCGCGGCAAUGCCAGUUUCUUCGCUCUGAGCCAAAUCACAUACCCCAAUGCUGCCGUCAUCUUCGACGCUGCCAUUGCUAUCAAGUGUUUCGGUGUCGGCAUCAGUUAUCUUAUCAUCAUCGGUGAUCUCAUGCCCGGUGUCGUUCGUGGCUUCACAGACACUCCUGCGGCCGAAUAUCUGCUGGACAGACACUUCUGGAUUACUGCCUUCAUGCUUAUCGUUAUUCCUCUCUCCUUCCUCCGCAGACUUGAUUCUCUCAAGUAUACUAGCAUCAUUGCUCUCGUCUCUAUUGGCUAUCUUGUCGUGCUGGUGGUGUACCACUUCGCACAAGGCGAUGAUAUGGGUCUCAAGGGUGAUAUCAGUAUCGUGCCCGACAAGGGUAUCGUCCCCGUCCUGGCCAGUUUCCCCGUCAUCGUCUUUGCCUACACAUGUCAUCAGAAUAUGUUCUCCAUUCUCAACGAGAUCGAGGACAACAGCCCGUUCAGAACCACUUCUGUCGUCUUGGCCAGUAUCGGUAGCUCCGGCAGUAUCUAUCUGCUUGUCGCUAUUACUGGAUACCUAACAUUUGGUGACAACGUUGCCGGUAACAUUGUCGCUCAAUAUAUCCCUUCAGUGGCAUCGACGAUUGGUAAAGCAGCAAUCGUUGUGCUUGUCAUGUUCUCGUACCCUCUUCAAGUUCAUCCUUGCCGUGCGUCGGUUGAUGCAGUACUCAAGUGGCGCCCAGCUUCGCGUAAGCAGCCAGAAUACGCCUCUGUCAACGGCUCUCCCUCUCGCUCGAGCCUUUUGACCUCUGCGAACAACUCGCAGAAGGGUCGCGGCGAGAUGAGCGACAGACGCUUCGCGGUCAUUACUACAGCCAUCAUUAUCCUGAGCUACAUUGUAGCCAUGACUGUAUCAUCUCUGUCGGUGGUGCUAGCCUAUGUCGGCAGUACUGGAAGUACUUCGAUCAGUUUCAUUCUUCCAGGGCUCUUCUACUACAAGAUCUCAUCACCAGACUCGCCGCAUCACCAGCGAUUGCUCAAGGAGGACGAUGAUGAAGAGGCAGAGGGUGAUGGAGAAGCAGAAGCGGGUGGAUGGAACAGCGGAAGCAUUCUGCGCAAGGCCAGUCUGGGGCUGGCAAUCUACGGAUUGCUUGUCAUGGUGGUCUGCCUCAUCACCAACACGUUCUUUGUUGUUGCUCACUGA